AUGGAGGAUGCGGGUCAGAGCAAAGCAAUGGCGGCGGCAGUGAUGAGUAGCUGCGACUGUGACGACGCCGCGGUCGACUGGAGGGGAAGGCCGUGCCGGCCGCGCCACCACGGCGGUAUGCGCGCCGCCGCUUUCGCCCUAGGGAUGGUGGCGCUGGAGAUGGCGGCGGUGGCGGCGGUGGGCAACAACCUCAUCACCUACGUGUUCGGCGAGAUGCACUUCCCGCUCGCCGAGGCGGCCAACGUCGUCACCAACUUCGUCGGCGCUGUCUUCCUCCUCGCGCUCCUCGGCGGCUUCCUCGCCGACUCCUACCUCGGAUGCUUCCCCACCAUCCUCGCCUUCUCCCUCGUCGAGCUCGCGGGGCUCGUGCUGCUGUCGCUGCAGGCGCGCCUACCUCGGCUCAGGCCGCCGCCCUGCGACAUGGCGUCCGCCGCCUGCGAGAAGGCCGGGGGAAUCCAGGCUGCCGUGUUCUUCGCCGCGCUGUACAUGGUGGCGCUCGGCAGCGGCUGCCUCAAGCCCAACAUGAUCGCGCACGGCGCCGACCAGCUCGCGGGCGGCGCCGGCGCCCGCGCCGUCUCGACCUACUUCAACGCCGCCUACUUCUGCUUCUGCGCCGGCGAGCUCGUGGCGCUGACGGCGCUCGUCUGGGUGCAGACGCACUCCGGGAUGGGCGUCGGCUUCGGCGUGUCCGCGGGAGCCAUGGCCGGCGCGCUCGCCUGCGUGGCGUCCGGCGCGCCGCUCUACCGGAACAAGCCGCCGCGCGGCUGCAUCUUCACGCCUAUUGCAAGGGUGUUUGUUGCUGCAUUCACCAAGAGGAAGCUGAUCCGCCAUUCUAGCUCAUCCAACAACCUUGCCGGCGACGGCGGAUUCCGACACGCCGACAAGUUCAGGUUCUUGGACAAGGCGUGCGUGAGGGCGGCGCGGCGGAGCGACGGCGGCGGCGACGCGCCGUCGCCGGAGAGCCCCUGGGAGCUCUGCACGGAGGCGGAUGUCCGGCAGGCCAAGACGCUGCUCGCCGUGGCGCCCAUCUUCGCGUGCACCAUCGUGUUCAACACCGUGCUGGCGCAGCUCCAGACGUUCUCGGUGCAGCAGGGCGCCGCCAUGGACACGGCGCUGCCCGGCUUCGGCUUCCGCAUGCCGCCGGCGUCGCUGCAGGCCAUCCCCUACGCCGUCAUGCUCGUCCUCGUCCCGGCCUACGAGCUCCUCCUCACCCCUCUCUCGCGGCGGCUGCUCGGGCGCGACGCCGGCGCCGUCACCCCGCUCCGGCGCGUCGGCGUGGGCCUCUUCACCGUCGCCUUCUCCAUGGUCGCCGCGGCCGCCGUCGAGCGCCGGCGGCGGCGCCGCGCCGCCGCGCCGGGCGGGGAGCGCAUGUCCGUUCUGUGGAUCGCGCCGCAGUUCCUGGUGUUCGGCGUGUCGGAGAUGUUCACGGCGGUGGGCCUCGUCGAGUUCCUGUACGAGCAGGCCGCGGCGGGCACGCGCGCGUUCAUGACGGCGCUCACCUACUGCUCCUACGCCCUGGGCUUCUUCCUCAGCUCGGCGCUGGUGUCGCUGGUGAACAGCGCCACGGCGGGGCGCGCCGGCGCCGGCGCCGGCGGCUGGCUCGGCGACAACGACCUGGACAAGGACAGGCUGGACCUCUUCUACUGGACGCUCGCCGCGCUCAGCGCCGCCAACUUCUGCUGCUUCUUGCUCUGCGCCAGGUGGUACAGCUCCGGUGCAGCAGCAGCAGCAGCUGCUGCUCGCUCUGCUGCUGCAGCUCAGGUUGCAGCAGAAGGCAAUGCCGUGGAGAUCAUUACCUGAGAAUUAGUUACAUCAUUUGCGUAUAGAUGCAUGUGACUCUCUGCACUGCAUUAGAAAAUGAUGACAAGGUUUAGAGUAAUAAGCAGGAUGAGUCACAUGUAGUUUUACCGUUACAAUGCAGAGCUUUGUGAUAGGGACUGUAUUGCAGUUCCAGGGAUGCAACAAUUUAGCUGAUAUUGGUGCUAUUUUGAACC
Messenger RNA from Oryza brachyantha (malo sina), 1994 nucleotides. RefSeq names its product protein NRT1/ PTR FAMILY 4.4-like. Gene Ontology annotation, biological process: transmembrane transport; oligopeptide transport. The record is from RefSeq and is a predicted model, not a curated record. Bases 1 to 1800 code for a protein of 599 amino acids. Lineage: Eukaryota; Viridiplantae; Streptophyta; Magnoliopsida; Poales; Poaceae. Gene Ontology annotation, molecular function: transmembrane transporter activity. Gene Ontology annotation, cellular component: membrane. The transcript has 4 exons.